AUGGACUCCAGAGAUGUGGCCAUGGGACUGAUGUUCUUAUCACAGACUGCUGUUGGAAUUCUGGGAAAUUUAUCUCUGCUUUAUUAUCAUUCAGUCCAUUUCUGCAAUGAGCACAAUUUAAGGUCCACAGAUUUGAUUCUCAGGCACUUGAUUAUAGCAAAUUCCUUGGUCAUUCUCUCUAAAGGAAUCCCUCAGGCAAUGACAACGCUUGGGCUGAAACAUUACUUUAAUGACUUAGGAUGCAAACUUCUUUUGUAUAUUCAGAGACUGGGCAGGAGUAUGUCCAUUGCCAUCACCUGCCUCUUGAGCAUCUUCCAGAACAUCACCAUCAGCCCCDUGAACUCCUGUUGGAAGGAUCUCAAAGGAAAAGCUCCAAAGUACAUUGGCUUCUCCAUUUCCCUCUGCUGGAUCCUGUACAUGGUGGUGAAUUCCAUUUUUCCUCUCUAUGUGUUUAGCAAAUGGAAUAGCAAAAAUGUGACAGAGAAAAGAGAUUAUGUUUACUGCUCUAUUGCAGGGCACGACAAAAUCACAGACUCAUUAUACACCACACUGUUUGUAUUUCCUGAGGUUGUCUUUUCCAUGCUCAUGAUCUGGUCCAGUGGCUCCAUGGUUCUCCUUCUGUACAGGCACAARCAGAGGGUUCRGCACAUUCACAGCAUCAAAGUUUCCCCCAGAUCCUGCCCUGAGUCCAGAGCCACCCAGAGAAUCCUUGUCCUGGUGGGCACCUUUGUGAUUUUCCACACUCUUUCCUCCUUAUUAAAUGUUUGUGUUACAAUGAUCUUUAAUCCCAGUUGGUGGUUGGUGAACACUAAUGCACUGCUCUCCAUGUGUUUUCCCACUGUGAGCCCCUUUCUUCUCAUGAGCUGUGAGACCAUUCUAUCCAGGCACUGCUUCUAA
Messenger RNA from Urocitellus parryii (Arctic ground squirrel), 897 nucleotides. Its product is annotated as vomeronasal type-1 receptor 4-like. Gene Ontology annotation, molecular function: pheromone receptor activity. Gene Ontology annotation, cellular component: membrane. Gene Ontology annotation, biological process: G protein-coupled receptor signaling pathway. NCBI's taxonomy places the organism in Eukaryota, Metazoa, Chordata, Mammalia, Rodentia, Sciuridae. The record is from RefSeq and is a predicted model, not a curated record.